This is a messenger RNA of Caenorhabditis angaria, 477 nucleotides long. Lineage: Eukaryota; Metazoa; Nematoda; Chromadorea; Rhabditida; Rhabditidae. The record is from the annotation of a GenBank genome assembly.
AUGGCAGCCGCAGCAAAAGCUAUCAAAUUUGCUUACAACGGAGCUCUCGCGAACAAUUUGCGAAAGUUCACAUGGAACAACUUGUGGGGAGGUCGUGAAUACGGUCUUCUUUUCCACGACACUUAUUUCGAGCCAGCUCCAGAAGUUACCGAAGCAUUGAGAAGAUUGAACUUGCAAGAACCACAUCUUUUCGAUCAAAGAAAGGUAUUAUUGAUUUUUAGUUGCAAAAAUGAUAUUGAUUUUUUAAGAUUCGUCUUUCACGUGCUCACACUUUGGCUCUUCACGGAGAAAAGCUUCCAAAGGCUGAAUGGACACAAUACGAAAAUGUAAGUUUAUUUAAUUGUUGUCUUUUGACAAAACCAUUCGGUUCAGGAAACAUGGUAUUUGAAACCAUAUCUUGAUGAAAUCGAGGCUGAGAAGAAGGCUCGUGCUGAAUCAUCUGGACUUAUCCCACCAUACCAAAUGAAACAACAUUAA